ACAGGGCAACUCCUUCCUGCUUAGACAGACGGCCCUCAACAUCAUCGAAACUCAACAAGUGCUUUCCCAGCAGUGCAGCAUGCCCUCCACGCUCAACAGAUACUUGCUGCUGGCUGCUCUGCUGCAGGGCAUCCUGGGAGCUCCGGCUGAUGUUGCACCUACAGAAAACUUGGCAGGUGACCCUUCAGGUGAAGAGGGGGAGCUGACUUCUGACCUUCUGAGCGCCUCCGGGAUCUGGGAGCGAAUCCUUAGUCUGACUGACAAUCACCCAAAGGAGUUUGAAGCUGAAUUUCAAAACCAGGUGAAAUAUCACAUGCUGGAGGACUACAACAUUUCCUCACUUCCAGAAAGCUGCUCCUACUACAACUUAAGCAAGGAGGCUUGUCUCCAAAAGUUGGCCCGGGGUCUGUUUAUUUACAAAGCUCUCCUCAAGCACGUGGAGAAGGAGUAUCCCAGCAACUCCAAAAUCUUGGACGCCAGAUUAAAUUGCGGUCGGCUGAUCGCCCUCAUCAAAGAAAACAUGAAGCACCCUGAACGUGUCACAGAGCUAACCAGCACCAAGGAGGAGCAGCUUUUGAAGGAAAUCAACAGCCCAUAUACUUUUCAGAGAAGGAUGACGGCACACAGCAUCCUGUUCGAGCUCCGCAACUUCCUCCUCAAAGGCAAAAGGGCGAUCAAAAAAAAGGAAAAGGCCAAAGGAAGCAUGGAACACUGAAACUCAUAACUGAAAGUGUGGAGAGUCAGUUAUGAUGGAAUACCUCAGGGAAACUGGGUCAUUUUAACACUUCUGUUUUUUGUUUUUACUUUUAAUGGAGAAAGUCAUAAAAGUGCACUUAGUGUACAUACUGUGUUUCUUAGGAUUGUAAAGGCCUCAGGGCUGGAAUCGCCCGCUAUUGCACAACUUAUUUAACCUAUUUAAACUUGGUGAAAGUGUUAUUUAUUGGUCAGAGAAAGCCCCAGAAUUUGGUUUUCUACCCGAAAGAUGCUUUUUCUACUUGAUUGUUAUCAGUAUUUUAAACUUGUACUUCUGAAUUGUGACAGAAUUUUACUAUAAAAAAUACAGUGACAAGAAGACAUUAUGCCAGGGAAAUUGGGCAACUGCCAAUUUCCCAGUAGAGAACUGUAAUUUGUUGAGAAUAAAGUACCGUGAAACAUUUUGGGACAGCAUAACUUUAAAAAAAAAGGAUUGUGUCACCUGUUUUUGUAAACUGUGCUUUUACACUGAAAGUACUGUUGGCUGCUAUUCAUUUACAUCUAUCAUUAUUAUUUAAGUGAAUCUGCUGUUUGUGUGAUUUUGAUGCACUGAGCUUUUUGUAACAAUCUGAACACGAGA
Notolabrus celidotus (New Zealand spotty) is the source of this 1333-nucleotide messenger RNA. RefSeq names its product interleukin-6-like. Gene Ontology annotation, molecular function: interleukin-6 receptor binding; cytokine activity. The record is from RefSeq and is a predicted model, not a curated record. Bases 80 to 715 code for a protein of 211 amino acids. NCBI's taxonomy places the organism in Eukaryota, Metazoa, Chordata, Actinopteri, Labriformes, Labridae. Gene Ontology annotation, cellular component: extracellular region. Gene Ontology annotation, biological process: macrophage differentiation; myeloid cell development; T-helper 17 cell lineage commitment. The transcript has 5 exons.